Molecule: messenger RNA, 819 nt
Organism: Penicillium robsamsonii
Lineage: Eukaryota; Fungi; Ascomycota; Eurotiomycetes; Eurotiales; Aspergillaceae
Exons: 2
Coding region: 1-819 (272 amino acids)
Molecular function (GO): oxidoreductase activity
Source: RefSeq, a predicted model, not a curated record
AUGGGAGAUCACACCGAAUAUAUAGCGAAGCACAUUGAUACAGACCUCCACUUCUGGAGACGCCCAGAUGUCGACUUUGCCAACGAUAAACCAGAGGAUAAUAUCAUGUCACAUGAAACGCACCGGGUGCAAAUAGAAGAUAUCCGAGGACAGGAAUCAUCCUACACACUUGACAAGAACGGAUUCGUGUAUCUGUCGCACGAAAUGCCCGAUCUCGACAAGGUUUCGGACAAAGAGCAUACCAAGAAAACCAUCAUCCCCCAGACCGAAGAGUUAGUUCGCAAAAUAACCGGGGCUACUCAGACCGUGACAUUUGUACAUCGGGUACGAUGUCUCGUCGCAGACACAUCCUUGCUCGCUAACAAUUGCGCCCCCGCGCACAACGUGCACUCGGAUUUCACGCCAACAGGUGCACUCCACUACCUGAAGACGGUUGUUCCGGACGAGCAGGAGCGCAACCGACUCCUCGCUGGCCGGGUCUUGAUUAUCAAUGUCUGGCGGCCGUUACAGACUAUUCAGCGAGAUCCUCUCACGGUUUGUGAUUGGAGUUCCGUUAAUAUCCAAGAUGAGGGUGUUCCCACUCGUUUAAAGCUGUCAAGUGGGUGGAAUGAACUCGGUCGGUAUGCGUUUAGUCCGAGUCAGAGAUGGUGUUAUCUCAACGGUCAACAACCCAAUGAGCCUCUCCUCUUCACGCAAUUUGAUAGCUCCAAAAUGGACAAGGGAGGCUUCACAGUACCGCAUACUGCAUUUGUUGACCCGGAAUAUAGUGCCUCUGCUGCAAGGGAGAGUCUAGAAAUCAAGAUGUUUGCAUUUGUUUAG